GUAAACGAAAAAAGAAACCAAUUUCUAAAAUAAUCUAAGAGUAAGGACCAAAUUAUUCCUAUUUUGGUGAGAAAACUUGAGAAAACUAUUUUUCUUAUUAAAUACUCCGUAUAUUUUCAUAUACCAUACAUACCACCGGUGUCAUACUAGUUUAGUGGUUUGAGAGGAUUUCUUAAGAAGAAAUUGUAAUUCAAAUUUUCUAUUAGGGUAUAAUAGCCAUUCAACUUCUACAGCCCAUCGAGGCAGUGAUUUCGCCUCGCCGUCGCGCUAGCGUCGCCACCAGUCAGCAGCCUGCGUGCGAACAGGGAGUUCGUCCCAGGAGGAAGUGUAUACCCUAGCGCCGUUUUCGUCCAACAGCCGCGCUACCGCUAAAAGGGCGAUUAAUCUUCAAUUUGUAAUUUCUGACACCGGCGGGCAACGAAGUGACGGACAUAUUCAGUGGGUGGUCCGGUAGUGCUGAGACGGCGGAGGGACAGUUGGCAAUUGGUAAAAUCAAAGAAAAUGUUGUAUGUAAUUGGUUUGGGCUUAGGGAAUGAGAAAGACAUCACUUUGAAAGGACUUGAAGCGGUGAAGAAGUGCAGCAAAGUAUACAUGGAAGCCUACACUUCUCUUCUAUCUUUUGGCCACUCUUCAAAUGGCCUUUCUGCUCUGGAAAAUCUAUAUGGAAAAUCAAUUACCCUCGCAGACAGAGAAACUGUUGAAGAGAAGAUUGACAUCAUACUGUUGGAAGCCCAGUCCUCUGACAUUGGUUUCCUUGUAGUUGGAGAUCCUUUUGGAGCAACUACCCAUAGCGAUCUAGUUGUUAGAGCAAAAAAGUUGGGGGUGGAUGUAAAGGUUGUGCAUAAUGCAUCAGUAAUGAACGCCGUUGGGGUUUGUGGUUUACAACUAUACCGUUAUGGAGAGACAGUCUCCAUUCCCUUUUUCACAGAAACAUGGAGGCCGGACAGUUUCUAUGAGAAGAUUCGUGAAAACCGGAAGCUUGGAUUGCAUACCCUCUGCUUGCUAGAUAUACGAGUGAAAGAACCCUCAUUGGAAUCCUUGGCUAGAGGAAAAAAGCUUUAUGAGCCACCAAGGUACAUGACAAUAAGUACAGCAAUUGAACAACUCUUAGAAGUGGAAGAAUCCCGUGGGGAAUCAGCAUAUAAUGAAGACACUACUUGUGUCGGGUUUGCCCGUCUGGGUAGUGAAGAUCAGAGGGUGGUUGCGGCUUCUAUGAAGCAAUUGAUAACUUAUGAUUUUGGGCCUCCUCUACAUUGUCUAGUCAUUGUUGGCACUACUCACCCAGUGGAAGAGGAAAUGCUCCAACUCUAUGCUUGUUGAGAGUUUAAUUUGCCUACCGGCCGUGAAGCCGCGGCAAAAUUUUCAAUUGUUGCAACACCACCUUACAUUUUUCCUUUGUAGGUAGUUCAUCCCUAUUGAAUGUUAAUUACUAGUUUUUGAGGUUUUUCAGUUGUAGAACCUUUGUUUGUUCCUCUCUUUAGGGGAAUGUUUAUUUGGUGGACUGGUUUUGAGAUUAGAUUCUGAUGUCAUAAUUAUAACAUUGGGCAACUAUUGUGCUUGGUUUGUAAAAU
Cuscuta campestris is the source of this 1571-nucleotide messenger RNA. The record is from the annotation of a GenBank genome assembly. NCBI's taxonomy places the organism in Eukaryota, Viridiplantae, Streptophyta, Magnoliopsida, Solanales, Convolvulaceae.